AUGGACAAAUUUGUGAUACGAAAAAAGGCACGAACACAAGGCGGCCCUAGUGAAAGUGGACCUAAUUUUUGCAAUGCCACUUCCCAAAAUGAAGAGCAAGUUGAUUUGCAAAAUCUUCCUGUUGAUCCGGGAGAAAGGAAACGAAUUUCAGAUUAUCCAUCUAAGAUACAGAAAGCGGUGAAGCAAAAGUAUAUUGACAUUGGCCCUAUCCAACCUCGUAAGCAUAAUUUUCCCCAGAAAAUGAUUGGAACAAAGUUGCGGAGAUUUAAUCCAGAUUGGUAUGAUGAUUAUAGUAAUUGGUUAGAAUAUAGCAUAAAAAAGGAUGCCUUAUUUUGUUUACCAUGCUACUUGUUCAAACCCGAGGGCAAUAAAGGUGGGGGAGAUGCUUUUGUUGUUAGCGGUUUUUCCUCUUGGAAUAAAAAGGAUAGGUUGGACUUACAUAUUGGAGACCUGGAAAACUCACACAAUAAAGCCGUUGAACAAUAUGAAAAUCUAAAAAAUAUUAAGGCAUCUAUUGAAAUCGCUUUUAAUCCACCUCAAACACCACAAAUGAAAAAUGAUUACAAGACACGUUUGAAAACAUCAGUGAUUUGUGUUAGAUAUUUGUUACGUAUGGGAUUGCCUUUUCGUGGUCAUGAUGAAUCUGAUGAGUCAAAUAAUAGGGAGAAUUUCAUUGAACUUGUCAAAGUUGCAGCUUCUCUGAAUACUGAUAUUGAUAAUGUUGUAUUAAAAAAUGCUCCUGGGAAUCUUCAAAUGCUUGCCCCUAGUAUUCAAAAAGAUAUCGUAAAAGCAUGUGCUGUGGAAUGUGCUGUGGAAACAACAAAAGUUAUUAUUGAAGAACUUGGGGAUGACUUGUUUGGUAUUUUAGUUGAUGAAUCUAGUGAUGUUUCCACUAAAGAACAAUUGGCAGUUGUGUUACGCUUUGUUAAUGAUCGGGGGUUUCUUAUAGAACGGUUUCUUGGGGUUGUCCAUGUUGCCAAUACAUGUUCUAUAUCUCUAAAAUCUGCUGUUGAAUCUUUAUUGUUGGAACAUGGCUUGAGUUUGUCAAGGAUACGUGGACAAGGUUAUGAUGGAGCAAGCAACAUGCGUGGUGAAUUUGGUGGCCUUAAAUCACUAAUUUUGAAAGAAAAUAAAUCGGCUCAUUAUGUCCAUUGUUUUGCUCACCAAUUGCAAUUAACACUUGUAGGAACUGCAAAGAAUCAUGUUGAUGUUAUUUGGUUCUUUGAUGUUGUUUCCGAUAUAAUUAAUGUGAUUGGAUCAUCUUGUAAGCGAAGAGAUGUGCUUCGAGAAAUGUGUGCAAUGAGACUUGCUGAGGCAAUAAAUAAUGGUGAGAUCAAAACUGGAAAAGGGCUAAAUCAAGAACUUGGACUCAAGAGACCAGGUGAUACAAGAUGGGGAUCUCAUUAUAGAUCAUUGUUGAACUUGGUCGAGAUGUAUCCAGAUUUGAUUGAGGUGCUUGAUUUCAUUUACAAUGAUGCUUCGUUUUCAGAUAUUUUGGGAAUCACAAAUGAGUUGUCAUUAGCUUUGCAAAGAGAGGAUCAAGAUAUUGUCAAUGCGAUGCACUUGGUGGAAACAUCAAAGAAACGCCUCCAAUUGUUGAGAGAUGAUGAAUUUGAAGAGUUACUUGAGAAGGUAUAUCAAUAUUGUUAUGGUCAUGAUAUUGAUAUACCUAAAAUGGAUGAUAUUUAUGUGACUCCAGGAAGAUCGAAGCGAAGAGCUCCACAAAUCAGUUUUGCACAUCAUUAUCGUGUCGAGGUGUUCUAUGCUAUUAUUGAUUUGCAGCUUCAAGAGCUAAAUACUCGUUUCAACGAAAUUAAUACAGAGUUGCUUCUCUAUGUUGCUUGCUUGAGUCCGUUGCUUGCUUGA
This is a messenger RNA of Beta vulgaris subsp. vulgaris (sugar beet), 1866 nucleotides long. RefSeq lists its product as uncharacterized. The record is from RefSeq and is a predicted model, not a curated record. The transcript is spliced from 2 exons. The coding region runs from base 1 to 1866 and encodes 621 amino acids. Lineage: Eukaryota; Viridiplantae; Streptophyta; Magnoliopsida; Caryophyllales; Amaranthaceae.